Messenger RNA from Dermacentor andersoni, 2278 nucleotides. RefSeq names its product ubiquitin conjugating enzyme E2H (gene UbcE2H). Lineage: Eukaryota; Metazoa; Arthropoda; Arachnida; Ixodida; Ixodidae. The record is from RefSeq and is a predicted model, not a curated record.
AAGGCAGAGGGCCCCUCGCAACUUCAUCGUCUUGUUAACGCGCGUAUUUGUGCCUCUCGAACUUAACGUCGUCGCCAGGUUGGCAGCUCCCGAAAAUUCCGGACGGGGGGAUAAAUCGGGCACGUCAUAUGCGUCGGAGUGACGCUAAACCCACGCGUGGAAGCCAGGCAAGGACCCAAGGACCGUUUCGCUUCUUCGUGUUUAGCUUUCUCUUCCCCCCCUAAAGAAAAAAAAAGACUGGCAUGUUCACGUGACGUCUACGUCACGUGCGGUGUUGCAGCAGAGCAGUCCAGCCAGCCACCAGCAGCCAGCAGUUCGCCAUUGUGAGCCGAAGCAUUGAGUACCACUCGGCAAGCGCUGGUAACCGCGCGGGUCCGCAGGCGGUUUUUCUAUCGCAGCUUCCUGCCGUGAGGUAAGACAAGAAGAUGUCUUCUCCAAGCGCUGGGAAGAGGCGUAUGGAUACCGACGUCAUUAAACUCAUUGAAAGCAAGCACGAAGUCACCAUUCUCGGAGGGCUGAAUGAAUUCUGCGUCAAGUUCUACGGCCCUAAAGCAACACCUUAUGAGGGAGGUGUCUGGAAAGUCAGGGUUGACCUACCAGAGAAGUACCCUUUCAAGUCGCCAUCAAUAGGCUUCAUGAACAAGAUUUAUCACCCAAACAUCGAUGAAGUGUCUGGCACUGUGUGCCUGGACGUCAUCAACCAAGCCUGGACGGCACUUUAUGACCUGUCCAACAUCUUCGAGUCGUUCCUGCCGCAGCUGUUGACCUAUCCCAACCCCAUCGACCCUCUGAAUGGUGAUGCAGCAGCCAUGUACCUGCACAAACCAGAGGAGUACAAGAAGAAAGUACAAGAGUACGUCAAGAGGUUUGCCACGGAGGAGGCGUUGCGGGAGCAGGACAAUGAGUCGUCGAGCAGCGAGAGUUCCAUGAGUGAUUUCUCGGAUGACGAGACCAAAGACAUGGAGCUCGUUCCGCCAUUCGCAUGUGCCGGCGCGCGAGUAUCUCGGGGACCAUGGAGCGGCAUGACCGGUUCCUUGCAAUACCUCCAGAUGGCGCUUGCAGCCCACGCAAGCAGAGUUUCUACCAGAAAGCCGCCUUCGUGCCUAGCGUUCGCAGCCAGAGUUUCCCGGUAAACAUCACGUUUACAUAUGCUCCAGUUGCCAGGAAGCGUGACAGGCAGUCGGGGAUCUUUGAACACUAUCGCAGUCUGUUCUUAAAGGUGAAGCUUAAGCGUCCUCCAUCUUUUUUUUUCUUUGGUGUGAAAUGGCAUUUGGGCUUUGUGGUAAUAUGCACUUUUGUUUGCUGUUAUUCUUGGCUCAGCUAAUUUCUUAACACAGGCCAAUAGAUGCAGUACAGCAAAGGAUAACAUAGUGUGAUGAGAUUACAAAUAUCACAGGUAUAGGAUGGAGUCAGGUGACACAAGGCAGGCAUAAUAUCGCACUAUGCAAACCCUAUGUCCAUGUUCGAUGUGAAAUUUUCCUACGCAUCUUAACUGCACAGAACGCUGAUGUAUGUUGUGGCAGCUUUGAGAGGGACGAAUUAGUUGGAACUAGCACUAGCAUUUCCUGCCAAGUUUUUUUUGAAAGCAGCAGUGAAUGCCAGAAUUGAAUACCAGAAAGACAGAGCAAUUUGCCUGAAAUCUCAGCAUCAGGCUUUCAUUAAACAAUUAUCUGACAUAUUGCACGGGCAAACUGGAUCAUUAUACUCCAAAAAUCAAAACGAGCGCAAAUACAAAGUGAACAAGACACACAACAGCAGUGGUGUUUUCAACAGUGCCUUUUUCUGUCCAGUCCAUUUUAUUUGUUCCCUUAAUUUCUUAAGUGCUUCACUAGAUUUUUGGAUGAUUUAGAUUAAUUCCUAUGUCUACAUAAGGUCACAUUCAACUCUUUCAAGCAUUAUUGUUAUCCUACAUACAUUUACUCUUUCCCUUGCAUUAGUUUUUCUGCAUUCUCAAGUCCGAGCUAUUUUCAAUCUUAUUGCUUUUUAUUCAAGGCAGUAUUAACAUUGUAGCUGAGCCACGAUGCCUUGUUGGUAAGAACAAUUUUCACUAGCUUAACAACCAUGGAGCCUCCCGUGCAUUUGACUGUAAAACUGCCGAGGAAGAUGCUGAAAAAAGAAUGUUGUUUAGAGAAACAUAACGGCAUGGAGAAGUUACAAUGGCAGUUGUCCGUCGGAGAGAACCUAAAACUGUUUUGCUCAGCUCUUCAGGGAGCUAUGUGGUUACAUAUGUUGAACACCUUGACUCAUUUCAGUUCGCAUAAAAAUAUUAUUCUUUUUA